AAUAAGUCAGCAUGUUUUUUUAUUUUACACUACUUGAAUUUUAUCCUUUAGAAUUAUUUCAAAUUCUCUCAAGUCUCAUUUCCAGAAAACAUAAAAAUUCUUUGUUCUAUAUCCACUACUAUAAACUGCAAAUAGAAUUUUAAAUACAGGAGAUGGAAUAAAGAUGGACAAACAAUAUAAAUGAACAAAACUGACAAUGAAAAACAAUGUUAAAUCGGAUAGAAAAUAAUCCCAAUAAUGAUUUUUAUCUUUAUCUAUAAAUUUAUAUUUCUCCUACCUAUUUAAAUUUUGACACUCUUCUCAGCAUUAUACAGGCCAUGUUUUUUUUCCAUCAGAAAACAGAAAAUACUUGUUUUCUGGUGGAAAAAAAAAUUGAAGUUUUACUUGUGUUAUUCUAACUUUCAUUAAUUUAUACAACAGACAUUAAAUUUUUUCCUUCUUUCCUUUAACAGGUAUUAGAAGUAAGAAACAAACUUUUUAAAAAAACACCUCUUCUGGUAAAAAUUUCCCCAGAUACAACAUAUUCAGAAAGAGAAGAUAUUGCUAAAGCUGUGAAAAGAAAAGGGAAAGAAGUUGAUGGAUUGAUUGUAAGUAACACAACUAUUAGUAGACCAGACAAUCUUAUUGAUUUGGUUGAAAAUGAUGGUGGUCUGAGUGGCAAACCCUUAACAAAUAUGUCAACAGAAGCCAUCAGAGAUAUGUUUGUACUUACUGAAGGAAAAAUGUUAAUUAUUGGAGUGGGAGGUGUUUUUACUGGCAGAGAUGCCUAUGAAAAAAUUAAAGCAGGUGCUUCCCUCAUUCAGUUAUACACAGCACUUGUGUAUAAGGGUCCACCUGUUGUUACAGAAAUUAAGAAGGAAUUGGAAGAUUUAUUGAGGGCAGAUGGAUAUGCAAAUAUAAUAGAAGCUGUUGGAGCUGACAUAAAAUGGGGAGAGAGAAAUUUGCCUACAUAAUUUAUUUUUAUUUAUUUGUAAAUAUUGUAAACAUUUGAUAAGCUGUUUUAUAUAAAAGAAUAUUCUCAUAUUUGUAAUUAUAA
Centruroides sculpturatus (bark scorpion) is the source of this 1036-nucleotide messenger RNA. RefSeq names its product dihydroorotate dehydrogenase (quinone), mitochondrial-like. The record is from RefSeq and is a predicted model, not a curated record. Bases 675 to 953 code for a protein of 92 amino acids. The transcript is spliced from 4 exons. Lineage: Eukaryota; Metazoa; Arthropoda; Arachnida; Scorpiones; Buthidae. Gene Ontology annotation, biological process: pyrimidine ribonucleotide biosynthetic process; 'de novo' pyrimidine nucleobase biosynthetic process. Gene Ontology annotation, cellular component: cytoplasm; mitochondrial inner membrane. Gene Ontology annotation, molecular function: dihydroorotate dehydrogenase activity.